CUGAUUAUCGUAUAUUAUCAGAUUCCCGAGUGACCUUCACGGGAUCCGUGGAUUGUCCAAGGCGUUGGUUAUGGACCGCUUCCUAACCUAAUUUUUGACAGCUGAGCAACCAUUAAAAUAUCUGUCAGUGAACUGUUUGCUUUAAAACACCAAUUAAUCAAUGAUGGGUGGACAAGAAUCUUCCGACCUCGAUUUCGUCUACGAUGACGCAGACACUCAUGCGAAUGAAAUCGCCGAACUUUACAGUUACACGGAACAGUAUGAGCUGCAACUUAAUCUUAAGGCGUUCGAAGAUCAAAUGGAGUUGUACAGUCUUCGACCCUUGUGGCAAAAUCUAACUACAGAACAGCAAAAGUCUAUAAUUCAUAAAUUAUUGGAUCAACUCGAGGUUUCGAAUAAACAAGUGAGAAUGAAGGCAGCUCGGUGCAUUUUGUAUCUUGCUCAGGGUUGUUGGGCUGAAGUGCAGUCUGACAAAGAACAGCAGGAGUGGUCGAGAACGAAUGUGAUGUUGCUUUACGAAACUGGAACUUUUGCGGCUUUUGUUGAACUUCUAAACAUUGAAAUCGAAGAUAGUACAGCCGCUAAUUCAGCGAUGCGGAAAUUGGCAGUUAGUCUUGCUGACUCUGUAGAUCUACGGUUAAUUUUAUCCGUUUUGUAUAUUAUCACUGAAGUCAUGAGGGAGGAGUCGAAAGACUUAGAAAACAGUCCUUACAAAGCUAGCUUUGAAACGUUUAAAGAAGAGCUUAUGAAUCCUUAUGGCGAUGAGCUUUUAAUAAUCAAGCUGAUUGUAAUGGUGACAUGCUUCUGUAGUGGAAACGCCCCUCAUUUUCCCAUGAAGAAAGUUCUGCUUUUACUCUGGAAGCUUCUUCUGGUCUCCUUAGGCGGUAUCGAUACUUUGAGGAAACUGAAGAAGAAAUAUCGAGAGGAGGCAGGUCUUACGACUGACCAAGAAGAUACGAUAGAAGUCACAAAAAAUAUGAGACCGAGUUCACCUCCUACGAGUGCGGCUGACUUGCUGGAUUCGCAAAACCAGAAGAGAAACAACCGACCUUUACGGAGGAGUUUGAUGAAGCAAAGUUCGUUGGACGAACCACUAAUGGGUAUGGAAUUCGAGGGAGGAGAAGGUGGAAACAAUUCGUCAAAUAAUGAAGGAGACGGUGAUAUGAUGAUGUUCAUGGAUCAAUCGUCUCUUUCGCAAUAUCAGGGUUAUUUUGAGGAUCAAAAUAGUCAGGCACAACCCAGACCAAGUACUCCUCAACCUAUUAUAAAUAAAGGUUUGCCGUGGACGCCGAAGGUGCGGCAAAAAGAUGUCGACAUGUUCCUUGAAGGUUCAAGAUUAAAAUUCGUUGGUUACAAAUUGCAAGGCGAUAGGGAGAGUUUAGCAGGUCUACCUCAGCCCAUCCACGAAGGAGUCAACAUCCUCAAACGACACAUGUACACUUCGUUAUCAGAAAUUCAAAUUCAAAAGGAGGAGGAAAUAGCUAGGAACCCAAUGAGUACGGAAGAGCCGCUGAUUCGUCAAACGCCAACGGAGAUUUUGUACCAAGCGAUGCUGCCCAACCUUCCACAGUACAUGAUCGCCUUAUUGAAAAUUGUGCUCGCUGCCGCGCCCACCAGCAAAGCAAAGACUGAAAGCAUUAAUAUUAUGGCUGACGUGUUGCCCGAAGAGAUGCCAAUGACAGUAUUGCAGUCCAUGAAGUUAGGAAUUGACGUGAAUCGACAUAAAGAGAUUAUCAUUAAAGCAGUUUCUGCAAUUUUGCUUCUCCUGCUCAAACACUUCAAGAUAAAUCACAUAUACCAAUUUGAGUUCAUGUCUCAACAUUUAGUUUUUGCCAACUGCAUACCACUUGUUUUGAAAUUUCUGAAUCAAAACAUCCUUUCUUAUAUUGAAGCGAAAAAUGUCAUUCCAAUGUUGGAUUUUCCGAUGUGUGUAAUUGGAGAUCAACCUGAGUUGACGGUGGAGAAUCUCGAAAUCGGAGAUAGUCAAAAUUACUCCUGGCGGAACGUGUUUUCUUGCAUAAACUUACUGAGGAUUCUGAAUAAAUUGACCAAGUGGAAACACAGUCGUGUCAUGAUGCUAGUUGUAUUUAAAUCGGCGCCGAUUUUGAAGCGGACUUUAAAAGUGAUGCACGCCAUGAUGCAAUUAUAUGUACUCAAGUUGCUGAAAAUGCAGACAAAAUACUUGGGCAGACAGUGGCGGAAGACAAAUAUGAAAACUAUCAGCGUUAUUUAUCAGAAGGUUAGACAUCGUCUGAACGAUGACUGGGCUUAUGGAAAUGAUUUGGAAGCGAAGCCCUGGGAUUUCCAAGGUGAGGAAUGCGCCCUGAGGUCCUGCGUCGAUCAAUUCAAUAAUCGACGCUACUCUACAGCGAUUCGAGACGAGGAAUUGGAACCAGUCGAUACUUGUGCAACUUCAGUUUUAGGUGCAAAUGUGGAGCUCACAGAUGAAUUUAAACAGCACUAUGAGCUCUGGCUGCAGCAGGAAGUCUUUCAAACAAAUAUCAAUUGGGAGGAACUCUUAGAAAAUAGCUGCGAAAUCUGAUGAAUCUUAGCCAUAUAAAAUUGCAGCUCUGUAAAAAAAAGCAAGUAAGAAGAUAAGGACUGAAAAUUCAAAACUUAAAGUUUUAUACGGUUAUCGUAAAAUCACGAAGUGUUCGAAGGACAAUAUUUCCGCGUGGAGACUAUAAAGGAUAACGUCUAAUCGGUCGACGAUCGGGUGCUUUGAUCAAAACGAGGAUAUUUAAUUCGUUCCGAUUGUUUUUUUUUUUUGUUAUUUUUUUUUGUUACAUCCCCGAUUAUACGUGCGUACUCUAAGUUUGUGCAAUUUACCGGAACUAGCCACGUAAUAUUUAUAGCCGAGACUUCAACCUCCUCUCAAAUUCUUUGUACCUUUGUAAGUAUCGUUUUAGAGUUAAGCUAGAGAAGGAAACCUCGAGACGAGAGUGAAGUGACGAUUACCAUCUCCGGUGUAACUGGCGACCCGUUCCAAAGAUAUUAACGUUAUCCCUUUUUCGUUCAACGCGGGAUAUAGGGAUGUAGUCCAUAUUAGUGUCGUGCGUUCUGAUUGUGAUUUCCACCUCUUAACAAAACUCCCAUUCAUCAAAAAGACACUAAAGUUGUACUGUUUCUGUUUUCAGUUUGGUAAAUAUUAAUUAAGAAGACAAAAGCGGUGUAGGAACACCAAAACGAACGUCGCCACUUUUCAUUGUACAUUACUCCUCUUGUAUUAUAUAUUAGGAAUCGUGCGCGUGAGAUUAUUCCGAUUUAUAUAUAAAUUUACAUUACCGUUGGAAAUUAUCAGGUGAUGUACUUUUUAUGAAUUGAUUGUUGUUCUCUCUCUUUUUUAAAAAUUAAAAAUGUACAUGUUCCUCGAUUUUGAUGGCAGCGUUUUAGGGAUGUGUACAAACUAUGUUUGAUAUAAACAUUUUAAUUUAUCACAUUGAAUUAAUUAGAAUUGAAUUUUACCAAGUUAUCCUGAAAUUCUGUUGAAGUUUUUCGAAUUAAUCUUGAAUUCUCUUAAAUUAAAAGUUGAUUGCUAUUUAAUUUAGUGUAAUUCAGUUAAUGUACGGUU
Messenger RNA from Belonocnema kinseyi, 3571 nucleotides. It is a transcript of the gene Strip, whose product is annotated as striatin-interacting protein 1. The record is from RefSeq and is a predicted model, not a curated record. The transcript is spliced from 12 exons. Bases 161 to 2542 code for a protein of 793 amino acids. Gene Ontology annotation, biological process: cytoskeleton organization. Lineage: Eukaryota; Metazoa; Arthropoda; Insecta; Hymenoptera; Cynipidae. Gene Ontology annotation, cellular component: cytosol.